This is a messenger RNA of Pungitius pungitius (ninespine stickleback), 2549 nucleotides long. It is a transcript of the gene bcl3, whose product is annotated as BCL3 transcription coactivator. The coding region runs from base 458 to 1933 and encodes 491 amino acids. Gene Ontology annotation, cellular component: cytosol. The record is from RefSeq and is a predicted model, not a curated record. The transcript is spliced from 9 exons. Lineage: Eukaryota; Metazoa; Chordata; Actinopteri; Perciformes; Gasterosteidae. Gene Ontology annotation, biological process: cellular response to tumor necrosis factor. Gene Ontology annotation, molecular function: NF-kappaB binding.
CAGAUGUGGAAGAGGUCGGACAUGCAGACAUUAUUUUGACUUCAAACAAGUGUUUUUUUUUUCUUUUCUUUCCUUUUCACUCCUUCACUCAGUUGAAUUCGGCCUCAAACCGAAACAAAGAGUGCAGCGCGGAGAGGGAAAGCACCGCACUCAUUAAAGCAGAUGCGCGCUGGCGCAGCUGCUGCACUACCUGCAGUCAGUGGAGGUGCGCCGGGACGCACAGCUCUCCUUCCCAAAGACAUUUACUUAAAUAAACCAAUGACACAAAGGGAAACACACUGAUGCUUUGAUUCCGCGGGGAUGGGGGCAACGCGCACGGUCGGUCUCUUUGGAUUGAAGUAGUCCCACCAAACUGUCCCCCCCCCCCCCCGAACCUGGAAAAGUUCGUUUCUUCAGGCGCAGACACCUGCCACGUCUUCGGGUCGUGGCUGCCUCGCACCCCUCCACCCCACAGUCGAUGCCGAGGAUAAGGACCAUGAACGGGGACCACUGGUCGGUUGCCGUCGCGCCGCUGGAUCUGCGCACCACCAACCGAGAGCGUGGGAGCGCGGACUGCAAGGGUCGCGCCGAGGACGCCCCUCGGGGGGCCGGCGGCUCACCUGCGUCCCCGGCACGCGGAGGGAAGGACGCAUCGGAGACACGCUGCCCCGCGGCCGGGAGCGCGCCGGACCCGCAAACCGCUGCCGCGCGCAAGCGGCCAGCGGACGCGUCUUUUUGCAAGCUGCCGUUUAGGAAACGCCCGAUCAUCGUCGAGACGGAGACCCCGACGCGGCCCUCGGUCUCACCGCGACGCGCGGAUCGCCUUUCUCCCGCGGCGGACGCCGGCUUCCCGCUCCGGGAGGGGUCCGAGGACGGCAGGGUGCACGCGGCGCCGGGGACCCCGCGGCGGGCAGCAGAGGCAGGGCACGCUCCGGUUGGCUUCAGAUUUAGCUUCCUGCAACAGUUCGAUUACGCGCAUCCUCCGUGCCCGGGCCGUUUCCCCGGGGUGACCCACCCCCUGGUCCACCCGGACGAAGGCCUGCGGACUGGUGUUGCUCUGGCUACACAUCAGGAUGACGACGGAGACACGGCUCUCCACAUAGCCGUGGUACAGGAGGAGUUCACCUUGGUGCUGGAACUGAUCCGACUGCUGCUGUGGGCCCGCAGGGGCCUCGACGUCUACAACAACCUGCGGCAGACUCCUCUUCAUCUGGCAGUGAUCACGCAGCAGGCUGCCACGGUGGAGGCCCUGUUGAGAGGCGGCGCCGACCCCGCCGCCUUGGACCGCAACGGCCAGACGGCGCUGCACCUCUGCUGCGAAUACGACCAGCGCUGCUGUCUGUCCGUGGUGCUUUCCCACGCCCAGUCCUCCACCUGCUUGGAGAUUAGGAACUACGAGGGCUUGAGCCCUCUCCACCUGGCCGUGCUGCGCGGGCAGAGAGACUUGUCCAGGAUGCUGCUGCAGGCCGGCGCCGACAUCAACGCCAUGGACGUCAAGAGUGGCCAGAGCCCCCUCAUGCAUGCGGUGGAGAGCAAUAACGUGGACAUGGUCCACUUCCUCAUUGAGGGCGGCUGUGAUGUCAACAGCCAGUCGUACAGCGGGAACACGGCCCUGCACAGCGCCUGCGGCCGAGGGCAGGUGGACACGGUGCGUCUGCUGCUGAAGAGCGGGGCCGACAGCAGCCUCAAGAACUACCACAAUGACACCCCUGUGAUGGUGGCCAAGAACAAGAAAAUAAUAGAUGUGCUACGAGGAAGAGGUUCCAAUGCGGUUAGAAGUCAAGAUCAACACUGUGUGUCCGUCUCACCACACGGGAGCAGCUUUACAGAUAAUGGGUCCCCGUCUCCCAAUCACAGUUGUGGUUGUUCACCUUUGAAUACGCAUCACACCCCUCAUCAUUGCACCUCCCAUUCUCCAAAGACUCCCUCUACACUUGUAUUCCCAUUUUACUAGCUCAAAGUUAUUCUUCAAUAAGUGCAAUUUGAAGCUACCUCCUCCAAGCUGACCAGAAAAAGCAGAAGGUUCAGCUAAUGGGGCGACAAACCAGCAAAAGACUGCACCUGAAAUGAACCGUCCUGACAAGCUGGUCUUCUUCUGGAUUCCAUGGACAACCAUGCAUUGCUCCUUUCAGCCUCAUUCAGCUGCUGGGACCCAACCGGCUACCGCGGGAUUUCUCCAAAUGCACCUCUGAGGCAAAGUGAAUGUGCCACUGGUGUGGAUGCAGCCGACAUAAAGGACAGUAAAUGAUGAGCAUGUGCCCAUGCUUAGUGAACUCUGAGUCCCUGUUUAUUCAUGUAUUGUGGUCCUUACUGCUGUUCACAGAAUGACUGUAAAGAGAUGACAGGGGAAGAAGGGCAGCACAAAUAAAAAGCAUCACCAUAUGUCUUAUUGCACUGCUCAGAAUAAGGCUGAGCCAUGUGACUUGAACGGAAUAGUAGUGCAGUUAACUUCCCUCCUCCUGCCAUUUAAAAAAAAAUAUGUCCACCUUUUAGAUGUCUGUGUGCACGUGUGUGUGGUUUUAUCACUGUCAAAAGCUGUCGAUAUGUCAAUAUAAUAUUUUUUUACAUGA